Molecule: messenger RNA, 909 nt
Organism: Fibroporia radiculosa
Lineage: Eukaryota; Fungi; Basidiomycota; Agaricomycetes; Polyporales; Fibroporiaceae
Exons: 3
Coding region: 1-909 (302 amino acids)
Biological process (GO): ubiquinone biosynthetic process
Molecular function (GO): methyltransferase activity
Source: RefSeq, a predicted model, not a curated record
AUGCUCUCAAGCACGCUGGCCCGGAGAACCUGUCGGUCUUUUUGCUCUGCAAGAUUCCAUCUCCGGUCUAGCCACAACCAGACAUCCUCGCAACAAAAUGCAGAAGGCCCGAAGACCACUCACUUUGGCUUUCAAACGGUGCCAGAAGAGAGCAAGGAGUCCCUCGUGCGCAAUGUUUUCGACUCCGUCGCGUCCUCGUAUGACCUCAUGAACGACGCGAUGUCGUUGGGAGUACACCGGCUCUGGAAAGAUGAAUACGUCUCCCUGCUCAAUCCUGGCUCUAAAGGGCCCAUGAAAUGCAUUGAUGUCGCUGGCGGCACAGGAGACAUCGCACUCCGUCUACUGGACUUCGCGAGAGAACGCUACGCGGACAGGGAGACGACCAUAGAUGUCGUGGACAUCAAUACAGAAAUGUUGAAAGCGGGGUAUACGCGUUUCAAGAAAACAAUGUAUCACAAUACACCUCAAAUUGCUUUCCGCGAGGGUAACGCGCAGGCACUCCCGGAGGAGCAAUUCCCGUCGAAUACAUAUGACUUAUAUACCAUUGCCUUUGGUAUUCGCAAUUGUACAUCCGUCCCGGAUGUUCUCAAGGAAGCAUACAGAGUCUUGAAGCCAGGCGGAACUUUCGCUUGCCUCGAGUUCAGCAAAGUGAACAAUCCUCUAUUCGGCGCCGUUUAUGACCAGUAUUCGUUCUCCGUUAUCCCCCUCCUGGGGACUAUUCUGGCGGGUGAUCGAGCAUCAUAUCAAUAUCUCGUCGAGUCCAUACGGAAGUUCCCCCCGCAGCCUGAGUUUGCCCAGAUGAUCGUUGAUGCGGGGUUCACCACAGGCGGAAUGUUUGAAGGGAAAGGUGGUGCUUGGAGAGACCAGUGGAACGGCAUCGCUUCGAUUCAUAUGGGCGUGAAACUAUGA